This is a messenger RNA of Diaporthe batatas, 843 nucleotides long. RefSeq lists its product as uncharacterized. NCBI's taxonomy places the organism in Eukaryota, Fungi, Ascomycota, Sordariomycetes, Diaporthales, Diaporthaceae. The transcript has a single exon. The coding region runs from base 1 to 843 and encodes 280 amino acids. The record is from RefSeq and is a predicted model, not a curated record.
AUGUCGGACAAAUCUAGUGCCGACGAGGUCCUGUCCGCUACCUGGUCCAUACAAAAUCUAAUUCAGUCGGUCAGUUUCAUGAUGGACGAAGUGGAAUGUAAUGUUCUGCUUACGAAAUCACUACCAGACGAGGUCCUCAAAGGCUUAUGCAAAACUAUCAACGAUAUCGAGACAAAGGUCCUUCGUCGUAGAGCAGCACUGUCACUGGCCCAGAACCAUACCACAGCAUGUUACACGGAGGCCGAUACUUCACAAAGGGAGUUGGACGAAAUACUCUUGAUUGGAAGUACUCCAUCACAUACCAGCUUUCAGAGCCAGUCGGCGGCCGACGAGGGUUCCAUUCGAUCCGAGGAUCUCGACACAGAGUACGAAAACAAAGAUAGCCGGGCCCCUGCGGGAGAGAUACAGGGUACAAUUGAUUCCCUCCACGAGAGCAUCAAAGCCAUCCAAUCCGCCGUACUGUCCCGUAUGAAUGCUUCCAUGCCCUCGAAGGAAAGCACAACGAGCAGCAUGGUCUCAUUCUCGAUACUGGAAGAGGAAAUGGAAAUACUAGACGGCCUUCUGAAACAUGUUGUUGGUUCUUAUAAGGCGUCUGACGAUGAGAGUAGUGAUUGGUUGGAGAUAAAACUCGUUGGUCUUCCAACUCUUCUUAGCGCACUCUUCAACAUGGAGAUUCGAGAAGCUGUGGAGGACGGCAGUGAUAUUGAUGAUAAUGUCAUGAUGGAGAUGGUUGUGGCAAAUCAGACAAGAACCAAUAUUCUGCGCAACAUAGAAGCGAUUGCCAAGCGGGUGAAAGACCUUGCGCUGAAGUCUAAGACAAUGCUAGAGGAGUCUGGUAGGUAA